AUGGACCUUCAUUCCGCCUCGCUGCUCGGAGGGCUCGUGGUUACAUUGGCUUUUUUGCUGAUCCUGUAUUAUAAACAUUUGCGGAAGACGCGGCUGCGGCUUUCCCGGGCUUCUUUGAGUGAAAAGCUAUCUGUGGCCACUGGAUGGAUAGGCCUGACGGGAGUACGCCCAACAAUGGAAGAUGGCCACGUCAUCAAUCUUGCAUUAAGAUAUGAGGGAGAUAACUCUGAAGAUUCCUAUCCAGCGGAGAAUUGCCAUCAGCCCUCUGUUUGCCUCUUUGGAAUUUUCGACGGGCACAGCGGGACGGCAUGCAGUAAUUAUCUUAAGACAAAUUUACAGAACCUAAUAUCCAAGGAGCGAGAUGUGUUCUAUGGGGCAAGCAGCGAGGACGUAUGCGAAGCGCUCUGCAGAGCCUUCCUCGCAGCAGACUCAGCCUUUGCUGACAUCUUCUUCGCAGCCAACAAAAAGCACGGGGAUCGAUCCUCCGUGAUACUCCCCACCCCAGGCUCGACAGCAUGCAUCGGCCUUCUGAACAAAGACAUGCUCUAUGUGGCAAACGUAGGUGACUCUCGCGCAGUGCUCGGCCGUGUUAAUAACGCAGACCUCUCUGUAUUCCACGUCGACUUGAGCAAGGACCACAAACCCAACCGAUCUUCGGAAACAAUGAGGAUACUAUCUGCUGGCGGCUCCGUACAGGCAUCCCACGUGUCAUCUAAUAAGUGCCUUGUCAGCGUUGGCCCUCUUCGCGUUUGGCCAGGUGGACUCAGUGUCUCUCGCGGUAUCGGGGACUUUUCUUUGAAAGCUAACAAAGAGUUAAAAAAACAGGGAAUCCGGGGAGACCUCAUCUCUGCGUAUCCAGAAAUCAGGUAUACCGUGACAAACAUUUGCGAUCAAUUUUUAGUUAUUGCCUGCGACGGCGUUUAUGACGUUCUCAGUAGCAAGGAGGUGGUCGAAUUUGUGUACGCUAACCGACCCACAAUAAUGAUUGAUGAGAUGAAAGCGGCGAUGGGGCAUAAUACAGGUAUGGUCGUUGGCUCCCAUGUCGAGGAUGAGUUUUCGGAUUCCCCACUAGAUCAAUGCAGCUCCGGCUCCAGCUCCUGUCAAACGCAGAAUAUCACCAAAUCCAAGUAUCGCAAUCUUUUAAGAAAGGCACUGCACGGUAUAAAGCGGCUGUUUUUCCUCGUCCACCGCUUCUGUGCCGUGCUUUACUACAAGCUACUAUCCACUCCACUUAACCCCUCAGAGGCCUCAGUGGAGCUCAACGGGGGCGAAGAACCCGCCGACAACCUUGAACUCAACGAGGACAUGAUCCAGCAAGUUGAUUGUCUGUGCGCACAAAAGCUGGCCGAGAAACUCGCCCACCUUGCUCUAGAGCGUGAGGCGACAGAUAACAUAAGCGUUAUCGUGGUACUCUUCCGAUGGAAGGGAAUAACUCCAAACACCAUAGGAGGGUGGCGUGCUUAUAACCAAGUGCUCACUAUGCACUCGCUCAGGGAGGACGGAGACCUACGCCCACCAAUACCAGACCUCUCCGACGAGAGCUCAUGUAUAGCAAGAAACCACGCCGACGACGUCACUCUGUGGAUCAGCAAGGACGACCCUAGUUACCCGUUUAUCCGAAGCAAGUGA
Giardia duodenalis is the source of this 1629-nucleotide messenger RNA. RefSeq names its product putative Ser/Thr phosphatase 2C. NCBI's taxonomy places the organism in Eukaryota, Fornicata, Diplomonadida, Hexamitidae. The transcript has a single exon. The record is from RefSeq and is a predicted model, not a curated record. Gene Ontology annotation, molecular function: protein serine/threonine phosphatase activity. Gene Ontology annotation, biological process: protein dephosphorylation. The coding region runs from base 1 to 1629 and encodes 542 amino acids.